Messenger RNA from Spizellomyces punctatus DAOM BR117, 665 nucleotides. RefSeq lists its product as uncharacterized. The coding region runs from base 1 to 567 and encodes 188 amino acids. Gene Ontology annotation, biological process: proton motive force-driven ATP synthesis. NCBI's taxonomy places the organism in Eukaryota, Fungi, Chytridiomycota, Chytridiomycetes, Spizellomycetales, Spizellomycetaceae. Gene Ontology annotation, molecular function: proton-transporting ATP synthase activity, rotational mechanism. The record is from RefSeq and is a predicted model, not a curated record. The transcript has 5 exons.
AUGGCAACUGGACACUCGGCCUUGAGGUCUCUUGCCGACCUCGACCUUCCCCGUAGCAAAAUCCCACAACGAAACAUGUUCCGUUUAGCGACUCGCGCGGUCCGUCCCAUUGCCCGAUACCCUCUGGCGCGUGCCUAUGCAACCGAAGCGUCCGGCGCUGGCAAGCUCCGCUUGAGCUUUACCCUCCCUCAUCAGACCCUCCUCAGCGACGUUGAAGUCACUCAAGUAAACUUGUCCUCAUCUGAGGGCGACAUGGGUAUCCUCGGGGAACACGUACCCACGGUUGCUCAGCUGAAACCUGGAGUAAUUGAAAUCUUCUCCGCUACGGACAAGCCCAAGAAGUUCUUUGCAAGCGGAGGCUUUGCCAUUAUCAACCCUGAUUCCACCCUCAACAUCAACGCUUUGGAGGCCUUCCCUAUUGAGGAACUUGAUGUCGACGCUGCCCGCCGCGCUCUCGAUGACGCUACUCGCCGCUCAACCUCGGCUGCCACCGAAGCAGAACGAGUCGCCGCCAAAAUUGAACUUGAGGUGUAUGAGGCUGUGGUUACCGCUGCCGGGAAGCAAUAAAUUAAUGUAUCUACGGACUCACGAAAAAUCGUAAUAGUUGCAACGUCAUUUGUAUUUUUUUGAGUUUCAACCAUCAUUGGAAAAACACCUCUGCUGCA